Messenger RNA from Aedes albopictus (Asian tiger mosquito), 5110 nucleotides. RefSeq lists its product as uncharacterized. NCBI's taxonomy places the organism in Eukaryota, Metazoa, Arthropoda, Insecta, Diptera, Culicidae. The transcript is spliced from 2 exons. Gene Ontology annotation, molecular function: aspartic-type endopeptidase activity; nucleic acid binding; zinc ion binding. Gene Ontology annotation, biological process: proteolysis. The record is from RefSeq and is a predicted model, not a curated record. The coding region runs from base 895 to 4992 and encodes 1365 amino acids.
GUUAAUGCAAUUGUUCGGGCCGAUCGCCACGAAUGAUUAAUUUUCUCCGUGCACCUUCAGCCGCAGCCUGCUGAGGUGCGCGAUUCCAGCAGCACACAGCUGCGCGAAAGACAACAUGUGAUGCAAGCAACCGCAGCCGCCCGAAAGGAUCACGUGAAGGAAGAGUGGGCGCAAAAGGAGGAAAAUUCCUAUCCUCAGGCAAAAUUAUUGUUCGCUGUACGUCCGACGUGUUAAGACGUGUGUCGUCGCAGUAAUUAGAAACUGAAUUCGAAUCAAAUCAAAGUAAAACCAUGUAAAUAGUAUGUAAAUAGAGUGUAAAAACGUUAAGCCUGGUGUUUUAAUUCCGGUUCUGGUUCCCUGGUUAAGUGGUCUCUUCGGGAAGUCGUCGGUCCGCCUAUGUCGAGAAUCGUAAAAUACAGUCCACUUGCGAACAUAAAUUUGGUCCUUCGAGCCGGAUCGUGUGAAGUGAAGUGCCUUUCCGACUGUUCCGGAACCGGAUGAAGAACCAGGAAGUGAAUAAGUGAAGCAAAAAUCCGAAAAAGUCGGAAAUCCGUGGAAAAAUCUAACGUUGUCGGUGUGAGCAAAAUGGCCGCCGUCGAAGUACAGUGCUGGUGCGACGUCACCAUUUUGUGAAGAACAAAUGUUAGUGUGCGGGCGCCAUUUUGGGAAAGUGCUGAUGGUCUAGUCCAUCGAAGAAAUUGAUUGAAGCGAGCAAUUAAGUGCUCAAUUCCCGGGGUGCUAAACCCUGUUAAGUGAAGAAGGCUGUUGUGAAGAUAGUGUUUCGGUUCUGCCACUGUGUCCGUUAGUGGAAUCCGGUUGCGUGAGCAUAGACUUGGCUGUGUUCCCAACCAACGUCGAGCACUGGGCUUGACAUGAAGUGGUGUCCACGGUGGCAUGCCGGAAAAAAGUGAUUUGCAGCAGCAGCAAUCGGCGGCGUCUGGAGCUAGUUCUGCACUUGGGCAGUCUACUCUGGAUUCUACCACACCGCUAAGCAAGAAGCAGAAGAAGAAGCUAAGGUUGACUGAAAAGUUGGCCACCAUGGAAAACAUCCAACGACUCGUCCGUGUCCGCGGCGCGGCCAAAGGUAAGCUCACUCGUAUCCUUAAUACUAUUCGCCCAAAUGAAGAGGAGGUGGUCCAGCUGACGGAAGCUGAGAUCAAAGUCUACAUGGCGAAGGUGGAAGCAGCCCAUAAGGACUACGAAGAUGCUCACAAUCAAAUCGUGAACGAAGUGUCGGAUGAUGACUACGAACAGCAUGAGCAGCUGUACGAGGAGUUCGAUAUCCUUCACGACACCGUUUCAAUUCUGUUGGAGGAUCAGCUCAACAAGGUCAGAGCCACCGCGGCAGCCGCAGCUGCUGCCACGACUGCGGCGCAACAAGUUCAGCAAGCACCGGUUGUCAUCCAUCAACCACUUCGCAUGCCGGUUCCCACUUUCGACGGUCGGUAUGAGAGCUGGCCAAAGUUCAAGGCCAUGUUCAAGGAUCUCGUGGAUAAGGGUCCAGAUCCGCCGGCAGUCAAGUUGUAUCAUCUGGACAAGGCUCUGGUCGGUAGUGCAGCCGGUCUCAUCGAUGCCAAAACGAUCAACGAAGGCAACUACGCCCACGCGUGGCAAAUUCUGGAAGAGAGGUUCGAGAACAAACGUCACGCUAUCGACUCUCAUAUUCAUGGUCUUCUGAAUCUUAAGCGCAUGACGAAGAAGAGCCAUUUGGAGCUGCGGAGUCUGGUCGACGAGUGUAGCAAGCAUGUGGAAGGUCUCAAGUUCCUGGAGCGAGAUUUCGAUGGAGUAGGUGAGGAUUUCGUGAUUCAUCUACUGGCGGCAGCAUUGCACAACGACGUGCGCCAUAUGUGGGAGUUCACCAUUAAGCACGGUGAGCUUCCCGAUUACGACGAGAUGCUGACGUUCCUGAAGGAGCAGACCUUCAUCCUGGAGAGGGUUGAAGCCAGCAACCAGAAGUCAUCAUCGGUUCCCAUUAAGUCCGUGUCUGCAUCCAACAAGCCGUCGGUGCAGAAAGCCCACGCAGUCGUUUCGUCAAGCGAGAAGGAAACAAAGUGUGAUUUUUGCGGAAAGGCACACGCCAAUCACCAGUGCGCUGAUUUCAAGGCUCUUCCUGUUCCGCAAAGAUUGGUCAAGGUGCGAGAGCGCAACGUGUGCUUUAAUUGCCUACGAAGAGGCCAUCGAAGCGCCGACUGUUCAUCGGACAAAUCCUGCCAGGAGUGUAAGCGUCGGCAUCAUAGUCUCCUUCACGCCGAGGAGAAGCCCAAGCAAGAUGCAGAUCAACCAAGCAAGUUGGCCCCGCCGCCAGUUCCAGAGCAAGAAGGUUUAUCAUCAUCAUCAACGUCGACGACAGCUACGUGUUCCAGCGUGGCCACCCACUCGCAGCAAGUGCUGCUGCUCACGGCGGUAGUGGACGUAAUGGACAAAAACUACCAGCCGCAUCCGUGCCGAGUAUUAUUGGACAGUGGGUCUCAAGUCAAUUUGGUGACGCAGUCCGUGGCAGAUAAGUUGGGCUUGAAGUUGAAUUCGUCGAACGUCACGAUGUUCGGGGUCAACAGUACGAAGACCCAAUCAUCCAACAGUGGCACGGUGCAUCUUUCGUCGAGGUACAGGGAUUUCCAUGCCAAGGUCAAGUGUCUGGUAACUGACAAGGUAACAUCAGAUCUGCCAUCAUCGGUUCUCAAUAUCAGCGCGUUGGAGCUUCCCGCUGGUGUUCAUCUAGCCGAUCCGAACUUUUUCCAUCCGAGCAAGGUGGAUAUGCUUCUGGGUAACGAAUGGUUCCUUAAGUUGUUGCUACCCGGAGAAAUUACUUUCGAUGACAAACUUCCUGUCCUUCGCGAGACCCAAUUUGGUUGGGUUGUUGGUGGAGUCUUCGAAGAAGGUGCGGUAUCUGAUGGAGCAGUUUAUUCGCACACAGUCACGAUGGACGAAUUAAGCCAGUCCAUUCAACGCUUCUGGGAAGUUGAAGAUGUCGCUGAUGUCGUCGAGCGUAGCAGCGAAGAAGAGGAGUGUGAGGAGCACUUCAAAGCGACUCAUCGUAGGGAUGCUUCCGGGCGGUACAUCGUCGAGCUGCCGCUGAAGGAGUCCGUGAGCGAAUUGGGAGAUUCCAGGUCGCUUGCAUUAAGAAGGUUUCACGCGCUGGAGCGAAAGCUUUCGCAACAUCCGGAUCUGAAGAAGCAGUACCAGGAUUUCAUGGACGAGUACGAGAGUCUUGGGCACUGCAAAGAAGUGAACGUUAGUGAAGAUCCAUCAGGUAUCAUCAAGUGGUACUUACCUCAUCAUGCUGUGCUGCGGCCAUCGAAUACUACCACUAAGUGCCGUGUGGUGUUCGAUGCAUCGGCGAAGGUAUCUGGUCGCUCGCUCAACGAUGUAAUGAAGAUUGGCGCCAUCAUUCAAAGCGAUCUGCAGUCCAUCUCUCUUCGAUUUCUUCUCCCGCUCCACGUGUUGGCUACUGACGUGGCCAAAAUGUACAGACAAGUCUUCGUCGAUCGGCGGCAUACGCCGCUAACUCGUGUGUUCUGGAGGAAAACUCCUUCCGAACCGCUUCGUGUACUAGAGCUGACAACAGUCACCUACGGAACGGCUUCCGCCCCGUUUUUGGCAACGCGGACACUCUUGCAAUUGACUAUCGACGAAGGCUUCAAGUAUCCUGUGGCUGCUGACAUCGUGAAGAAUAGUUUCUACGUGGACAACGCAUUGUUUGGGUUUGACGACCUGAAUGAAGCAAGCGAAGCUCAAGUGCAGUUGAUUGGCCUGCUCAAGGCCGGUGGAUUCCAUCUGCAUAAGUGGGCUUCCAAUAAUCCUACGUUGCUGGAGCGGAUUCCGGAAAGCGAUCGGGACGAGCUGGUCAGCAUCGACGAAAGUGGUUCAAGUGAAGUGAUUAAAACGUUGGGACUAAUGUGGAACCCAACUUUGGACGCUCUGCAGUUCAUCUCCAUUCCAACAGUGUGUGAAAAUAGUGCAACAAAGCGGCAAGUGCUGUCGCUCAUAUCAAGAAUGUUCGACCCCUUGGGUCUUGUGGCGCCGGUCAUCGUUAUCGGUAAACUUUUGAUGAAGAGCAUUUGGAAAGAAGAGUUGGAAUGGGACGAAGCGCUCUCAGGAGUGCUGAAGAAAAAGUGUGUAGAGUUCCUGAAUGCGUUAAGAGGUGUUACCAGCCUUCGGAUUCCCCGUCACGUCGUGGUCACUGGAGCUGUUGCCUUCGAGUUGCACGGAUUUGGGGAUGCGACCUUGGAGGCCUACGGUGCCUGUGUGUACAUCAGGUCGAUCGCACCUGGUCAAGCUGCAGUAGUGAGGUUGCUAUGCGCAAAAUCAAAGGUCGUUCCGAAGACAGUGUUGACCAUCCCGAGAAAGGAACUUUUAGCAGCGCUUUUGCUGCACCGAUUGGUGAAGAAAGUGCUGGCAGCAUUAGCGCUCCCCUUUCGUGACAUUUUGUUGUGGUCAGACAAUCAAGUGGUGCUAGCUUGGCUAGCGAAGAACCCGGAACAUUUGGAAGUGUUUGUGCGAAACCGGGUAAGUGAGAUUAACUCUACUGGAAAUCAAUUCAAGUGGAACUAUGUAAAUACGCUGGACAAUCCAGCCGAUGUAGUGUCACGUGGCCAGUCUGCCGACGCUCUUCAGAAGAACGAUCUUUGGUGGAAUGGUCCGUUGUUCCUGCGCAGUGAAGAAUAUCAGGUGGUAGUCCCUGAACCACUAUCCGAUGAAGAUGUUCCUGAGUUGCGGCAGGCCACUGUAGCUUCAGCGGUGGUGACAUUGGAGAAGCUGCCUGUGUUCCACAAGUACGAGUCCUUCAGAAAGCUGCAGCGAGUUCUGGCAUACGUCUUGCGUUUUUGCCGGAAUGCUAAGGAGAAGACAGUCAACAAGCGAACCACCGAGCGUUUCCCCACCAUGUUCGAAAUGCGCCAAACGUUGAAGGUCAUCGUCAGGGUGGUUCAAUCACAGCACUUUGGUAAGGAGGUAGCCAUUAUGGAGUCCGGUCAAAUGCACAUGGUUGCCUAGUUUUUUCACCCAAACUCAAGUGUCAAAAUUGUGCCUCAGAGUGCCUCGGUGUGCCACACAGCGUAUAAGACGGUGUGCUUGGCACCUCUUGGCACAAUGUUCCAAGCGACUAGCCCCU